AUGGAGCUCUCCGACAUCUUCCGUAUCGUUAACUUGGCCGUUGGCGCCAUCACCGUCAUGGGUGGUAUCGGCUCCAUCUUCGCCUUCUCGCUUCAGGGCAUCGUCGUCGGCGUGUACAUGAUAGUCUUUGGCCUCUCCAUUGCCCUUCUUGAGUUCCAGAUCCCCCCCCAGAUCUCGAGAUACGCCUCGUUCCUCUUCUCGUUCCUCGGCCGAGGCAUCUUCUACAUCUUCCUCGGCUGCCUCAUCCUCGGCUCCCACGUCCUGCAGAAGAUUGCCGGUGGCAUCGUCGGUAUCGUCGGCAUCGGCUACGUCGUCCUCGAGUUCAUCCCCUCGAUUGAGCCCCCGAGCAACAUGCGCGAGGCCGACGUCGCUGGCUGGGGCGCCGAGCAGGUCUAG
Molecule: messenger RNA, 396 nt
Organism: Purpureocillium lilacinum
Lineage: Eukaryota; Fungi; Ascomycota; Sordariomycetes; Hypocreales; Ophiocordycipitaceae
Biological process (GO): vesicle-mediated transport
Cellular component (GO): Golgi membrane
Source: RefSeq, a predicted model, not a curated record